Molecule: messenger RNA, 320 nt
Organism: Spirodela intermedia
Lineage: Eukaryota; Viridiplantae; Streptophyta; Magnoliopsida; Alismatales; Araceae
Source: the annotation of a GenBank genome assembly
AUGCAUCCCCUGAAAUGGAGGGUGAGAGGACCAAGAGAGUGUGACGGCCGUUUCCGUGCGGCCAAGGGCUGUCUGAGGGCGACGGCCGGUGGGCCCGAGGGCAUAAAUGAUAAGACCCGUAGACAGUUCACGGUGAAGGGUGCGGUGCAGUCGACAAGAAAAAGUAGAAAACCCUGUUAAUCGUGUUCGUCGACGUCCAAGAUUCCAUCUUUUCUGGCAGAUGGGCUCUCAGAAGGGUUCUUACGAUCUCAUUGGCCGGUUUGACCGAGUAUCGGAACAUGAUCAGGAGCUCGCCAGGGCAACCAGAUAUGUUGACGUGA